Messenger RNA from Physeter macrocephalus (sperm whale), 7125 nucleotides. It is a transcript of the gene EEA1, whose product is annotated as early endosome antigen 1. Lineage: Eukaryota; Metazoa; Chordata; Mammalia; Artiodactyla; Physeteridae. Gene Ontology annotation, biological process: endocytosis. Bases 244 to 4605 code for a protein of 1453 amino acids. The transcript is spliced from 31 exons. Gene Ontology annotation, molecular function: 1-phosphatidylinositol binding; metal ion binding. The record is from RefSeq and is a predicted model, not a curated record. Gene Ontology annotation, cellular component: early endosome.
ACGGGGGCGGACCGGCAGGCGGGCGGGCGGGAGCUCGCUGGCUACCUCUUUGCUCGCUCGCGCGCGCUCCCUCUCGCCGCCUGUGGGGAAGUCGGGGCAGCCCCCGCGGCCGCCGCUACAGCCUCGCCCCGACCUCCUCCCAGUCCUUUCCUGGUUCAGUCCCUCCCGCGUACCCCCGAGUACUGAGUGGCCCCGCGGAAGGUUCGGAGAGUCACCGGGGCGGCGCCGGGUGGUGUUUAAACCAUGUUAAGGAGGAUUUUGCAGAGGACUCCUGGGAGAGUUGGCUCUCAAGGUUCUGAUUUGGAUUCAUCAUCAGCUCCUAUAAACACAGUGGACGUCAAUAAUGAAAGCUCUUCAGAGGGUUUCAUCUGUCCAUUAUGUAUGAAAAGAUGUAUAACUGCUAUUGAUUUGUCGGAGCAUUACCAGAAAGUGCACGCUGAAAAUGAGACAAGAGGACAGGAACUUCUUCUUAAUGACUCCAGUGUUACUGGUUUCAUAUGUCCCCAGUGUAUGAAAUCUCUUGGAUCCGCUGAUGAACUUUUCAAACACUAUGAGGCAGUCCACGAUGCUGGUAAUGAUUCGAGUCAUGGAGGGGAAGCUCUGGCUCUGAAGCGAGAUGACAUAACACUACUCAGACAAGAGGUCCAAGACCUACAGGCUUCACUUAAGGAGGAAAAAUGGUACUCAGAAGAAUUAAAGAAAGAAUUAGAAAAAUUUCAAGGGCUGCAGCAGCAAGAGUCUAAACCUGAUGGAUUAGUGGCUGAUUCAUCAGCAGAACUACAGUCUCUGGAACAGCAGUUAGAAGAAGCCCAAACAGAAAAUUUUAAUAUUAAGCAAAUGAAAGACUUAUUUGAACAGAAAGCAGCCCAACUUGCCACUGAAAUUGCAGAUAUAAAGUCAAAAUUUGAUGAAGAAAGGAGUCUUCGAGAAGCUGCUGAACAGAAAGUAACACAUGUAACGGAAGAAUUAAACAAAGGAGCAACUAUAAUUCAAGAUCUAAAGACUGAACUGCUUCAGAGACCUGGAAUAGAAGAUGUUGCUGUGCUUAAGAAAGAACUGGUCCAAGUUCAAACGCUAAUGGACAACAUGACCUUGGAACGAGAGAGAGAAUCUGAAAAACUCAAAGAUGAAUGCAAAAAGUUACAAGCAGAACAUGCUUACUCACAGGCCACAAUAAACCAGCUGAGGAGUGAACUUGCCAAAGGCCCCCAGGAAGUUGCUGUGUAUGUGCAGGAACAACAAAGACUUAAAAGUUCAGUUAAUGAAUUAACACAAAAAAAUCAGAACUUGACUGAAAAGUUGCAGAAGAAAGAACUGGACUAUACUCAGUUAGAGGAGAAACAUAAUGAAGAAUGUAUGAGUAAAAAGAAUAUACAAGCAAGCCUUCAUCAAAAAGACCUAGAUUGUCAACAGCUUCAGUCAAGGUUAUCUGCAUCUGAAACCUCACUGCAGAGAAUACAGGCAGAGCUAGGUGAAAAGGGAGAGGCUACUCAAAAGCUCAAAGAAGAAUUAUCAGAAGUGGAGACCAAGCACCAGCAUCUUAAGGCAGAGUUUAAACAACUACAACAACAGAGAGAAGAAAAGGAACAGCAUGGAUUACAACUCCAAAGUGAAAUUAAUCAAUUACACAGCAAACUUCUGGAGACGGAGCGCCAACUAGGGGAAGCUCAUGGUAGGCUGAAGGAACAGAGACAGCUUUCAAGUGAAAAGCUGAUGGAUAAAGAACAACAAGUGGCUGAUCUACAGCUCAAACUUUCUCGUUUAGAAGAAGAGUUGAAGGAAAAAGUAACAAAUUCCACAGAAUUGCAGCAUCAGUUAGAUAAAACAAAGCAACAGCAUCAAGAACAACAAGCUCUUCAGCAAAGCACUACAGCAAAACUUCGUGAAGCUCAGAAUGAUUUAGAACAAGUACUACGUCAAAUUGGUGAUAAGGACCAAAAGAUCCAGAACCUUGAAGCCUUAUUACAGAAGAGUAAAGAAAAUAUUUCUUUACUAGAAAAGGAAAGAGAAGACCUUUAUGCAAAAAUUCAGGCUGGUGAGGGAGAGACUGCUGUUCUUAACCAGUUACAAGAAAAAAACCAUACAUUACAAGAACAAGUAACUCAACUAACAGAGAAGCUGAAGAAUCAGUCAGAAAGUCAUAAACAAGCCCAGGAGAAUUUGCAUGACCAGGUGCAAGAGCAGAAGGCACAUCUCAGAGCUGCACAGGACCGCGUCCUUUCCCUAGAAUCCAGCAUUAAUGAAUUAAGUAGUCAAUUAAAUGAAAGCAAGGAGAAGGUCUCCCAGCUUGAUAUACAGAUUAAAGCCAAAACUGAAUUAUUGCUGUCAGCAGAAGCAGCAAAAACUGCUCAAAGAGCAGAUCUUCAAAAUCAUUUGGACACAGCCCAAAAUGCAUUACAAGAUAAACAGCAGGAGUUAAAUAAGAUCACUACUCAGUUGGAUCAGGUCACUACAAAGUUGCGGGAUAAGCAAGAACAUUGCAGUCAGCUGGAAAGUCAUCUUAAAGAAUAUAAAGAGAAAUACCUCUCUUUAGAACAGAAAACUGAAGAACUGGAAGGUCAAAUUAAGAAACUAGAAGCUGAUACUCUUGAAGUUAAAGCAAGCAAGGAGCAAGCUUUGCAGGAUCUACAAGAGCAAAGACAGCUGAACACAGAUUUAGAACUUAGAGGCACAGAAUUGAGUAAACAACUUGAAAAGGAGAAAGAAACAGUAUCCAAUACAAAGUUGGAUCUACAGAAGAAAUCUGAAGUGCUUGAAAAUAUUAAGCAAAUGCUUACCAAGCAAGAAGAAGAAAAAAAAGUCCUUAAACAAGAAAUUGAAAAUUUAAGUCAAGAUGCAAAGAUGCAGCACAAGGAAUUGAAUAACAAAAUUCACACAGCAGUAACAGAACUACAAAAAGUGAAGAUGGAGAAAGAAACUCUAGUAGCAGAGCUUUCUGCAGCAAAAGAGAAAUUAUCAGAAGUUUCUGAUUCUUUGAAGAACUCCAAAAGUGAAUUUGAAAAGGAAAAUCAGAAAGGAAAAGCUGCUGUAUUAGAUUUGGAGAAAACGUGCAAAGAAUUAAAGCAACAACUUCAAGUACAGACAGAAAGCACGCAUAAGGAACAGAAUGAAUUGAAAAAGUCACUUGAAAAAGAGAAGGAGACUUCUCAUCAGCUGAAGCUGGAGCUCAGUUCAAUGCAGGGACAAGUCAUACAGGCCCAGAAUAGUUUAACACAAAAGGAAAAAGAAGAACAACAACUUCAGAGUAACAUAAAUGAGCUAAAGCAAUUGACUGAACAGAAGAAAAAGCAAAUUGAAGCACUCCAAGGAGAGGUUAAAAUUGCUGUUUCACAGAAGACAGAACUUGAGAGUAAACUACAGCAGCAGUCAACACAAGCAGCACAGGAACUUGCAGCAGAGAAAAAGAAAGUAUCAGUGUUACAAAAUACCUAUGAAAAAAGUCAGGAAAGUCUAAAACAGCUUCAGUCUGAUUUCUAUGGGAAGGAAUCUGAACUUCUUGCCACAAGGCAAGAUCUUAAGUCUGUAGAAGAGAAGCUUUCUCUAGCACAGGAGGACUUGAUUUCAAAUAGAAAUCAAAUUGGAAACCAAAAUAAAUUGAUUCAGGAACUGAAGACCACCAAGGCUACUUUGGAGCAAGAUUUAGCAAAGAACGAACAGCAAUUGAAGGAGCAGAGUAAAGCACUACAGGAUAUACAGAAAGAAAAGUCACUGAAAGAAAAAGAACUAGUAAAUGAAAAAUGUAAAUUGGCAGAGAUAGAGGAAAUUAAGUGUAGACAAGAAAAAGAAAUUGCUAAAUUGAGUGAAGAACUCAAGUCUCACAAGCAAGAAAGUAUAAAGGAGGUAACAAAUCUCAAGGAUGCCAAACAGCUUUUGAUUCAGCAGAAAUUAGAGCUUCAAGGGAAAGUCGAUUCCCUGAAGGCAACCCUUGAACAGGAGAAGAAAACCCAGCAAAUGCUAAAAGAGCAGAUGAAAAAGGAAGAAGAUGAGCUGAAGAAAGAAUUUAUGGAGAAGGAAGCUAAACUGCUUUCCGAAAUAAAAGAAAAAGAAGUAGGAAUGAAGCAGCAUGAAGAAAACGAGGCUAAACUUACCAUGCAGAUUACAGCAUUAAAUGAAAACUUGGGCACCAUAAAGAAGGAGUGGCAGUCUAGUCAACGGAGAGUUAGUGAGCUUGAGAAACAGACGGACGACUUACGGGGUGAAAUUGCAGUAUUGGAAGCAACGGUUCAGAAUAAUCAAGAUGAAAGGAGGGCACUACUAGAAAGGUGUCUUAAAGGAGAAGGUGAAAUAGAAAAGCUUCAAACCAAAGUACUAGAAUUGCAAAGAAAGCUGGAUAAUACAACUGCAGCAGUGCAGGAACUGGGCAGAGAGAAUCAGUCCCUUCAAAUCAAACAUACACAAGCAUUGAAUAGAAAGUGGGCUGAAGACAAUGAAGUACAAAACUGUAUGGCCUGUGGGAAAGGCUUUUCAGUAACCGUGAGACGGCAUCACUGCAGACAAUGUGGAAAUAUCUUCUGUGCUGAGUGUUCAGCCAAAAAUGCCUUAACUCCUUCUUCCAAGAAGCCUGUUCGUGUCUGUGAUGCAUGUUUCAAUGACUUGCAAGGAUAAUGGGUUAUCGCAACUUCAGACAUCUUCAAGAAUCUGAAUUUGCUUUUUUAAUGGAUCUGCUUUUUUCAAGGUAAUUUGGUUUAACCUUCUCAAGCAUAACUCACCUUCACUGUAAUUGUUUUAUAGAUUUUGCAUCUUAAAGCUAGUAACUGAUAUUGCUAUAGUCUUCUCUGUGAAAACAAAUGCAAAAUGGUAAGGAGACAUUAAAUAUUCUGCUUUAUAUUUUCUGCUUUAUAUUCUCUUCUUACCUAAUAGGGAAGAAUUUUUUAAAAUUUUAAAUUUGACUUAAAUUUUAAAAGGUUCUGAAUUUGGGGUUCCAUUAUCAACUGUGUAUCUGUUUACUUUGCAAAAAUAAUGCUAUGAAAUUACCUUGAAAUAACAGUUGGAUAAUAGAGUAUCGCCAAAAACAGAUGUAUUUAGGAAUCCCCAAAUUAUAACUAGAACUGAAACAGAAUGGCAAAUUGAAGGUAAUUAAAAAUUAGCUUAUUUGGAUGCUGAACGAUGGAAUUGAACUUUAUCAGUCUUAUUAAUUUGGAAAAUUGGAGAACAUCUGAAGAGAAAACUCAUUAAUAUUGGUUUAUUACUCUAAGAAGAAAUGUAAAGAUAUAUAUUCAUUCAGUGCAAUCAUUUGGUAAUAGGGAAGGAUGGGAGCUAAUAUUUCAUUUACAAUACAUAGUUUAUGAUGUACACUUGCUUUCAAAUAUCAUGCUGAAAUGAAAUUAUCAUGUUUAUGCUCUUCCUAUAAUGUAUACAAACAAAGAGAUUGCCAUAUAUUCAUUUAAUUAUUUAAAAAACCCAUUUAAGUAAACUCUUGUCAGUAGCUACUAAGGACCCUGAUUGAGUCCCUGGACUCGGAUAAACAUAUAUCCUUGAGUGUAUGGAACGAAGAAAUACAGUGGAUCUUUCUUUAUUAAAAAUAAGUUGGAUAGUAAAAAUUGAGCUAAAUUAUUUAUGCCUUUUCAUAUAAAUUCUUUCAAAUAGUCUUAAUUCUACACUUAUAAUUAAUAAGCAUGUUGGAAAAACAUUCACAGCACCAUUAUUAUUUUUUUAUGAUAUGAAACUUCACGGGGAUUCUUCUGACUUAGAAUAUUUGUUCACUCAUCUCCCAAUUGGGUGCACUGAAGGCCUUUCCCUGUCUUCUCCCCCCACCCACAUAUUCAUAAAAAAUUGUGGGAACAAAUACAACCGUAUGUAUUUGAGUGAUUUUCUACUUUUCAUCUAGCUAAUCUCACUUCCUAGGCCCCAAAUAAUUAGGCUAUUAUAUUUAGAAAUGAAACUUAAUAUUUUGCUAUUAAUCUCACCAAUAAGAUGUUUUGGAAACAAAAAUUAAAGGGUUUUCUGUUUCUUUUAAUUAAAAAGUCAUCUUCUGAGUGCUUAUUGGUUCGACAUGUUAGAUGUCUGCUGGUACUAUUUGUCAGUGAUUUAGAGCUGGCACGUAUGGAGUCCCAGCUCUCAGCUCUAAUGCAAAGCCUAUUGGCAUCACGUGUUAGUAAAUUCUAAACCCAAGCACAGAAACGUGAGUUAAAAUCAAGUCUUGCUGGGUUAGUGUACAAUAAACUACACCUACAGAAUUUUUAGUAGAAAGAAGACAAAGCUGCUGGUAUAGGAUUUAUUUUGAAGAAAAGAGGGCAACAAACACAAAAACCUCAAUGCAGUGUAUAAUUUUGUUCAACUACCUCUUAAUGUGGAAUUAUUAGCUAGUUUAAUAGUUUCUUCACGGUAAUGUUACAUAGUAACUGCCAAAUUUGUUAGUUCCCCAUCUCUCUUGAAAAGGCUUUAUGAUUAUUUUAUAGUUUUGGGAACUUUAAAGCCACUUUUUUUUAACCUUGCAUUUGCAUAAAGAUGUUUAGCUUUUAAGUGGAAAGCAAAUUAUGAUCAUAUAUUUUGAUAUUCAUGACCUAUUUGACUAUAGCAGUUUUUUUAAAAUGCACUUUGGCUAUGAAACCAUGGAUGAUUUGAUCCAUAAAAUUUAAACGUGCCAUCAAUUUAGUAUUCCUAGACAAGAGCUUGAUGAAUGGUAUUCUGUAAUUAUAUAAUGUACCACACAUUAUUGUCUUAAUUGCCCUUUGCCUGAAUUUUAAUGAUCAGUUAUUGUUGCAAAUGUGAAUACUGUGCAUAAACUUACUAAAUUUAUGUAAAAUUGUAUAAAAUAGAAUUGGAAAUAGCUAGGUUCUCUCCCUGUAGAAGUAGUGAAUUUACUGUACCAUGAUGCAGUUAUGUAUAUGACAUUCUGUAUUUCUUGAACUGGAUCAUAUAUUCAUAACUUCUGUAGAUACUUUUGCAUGAAUAUUUUGUUUAGUUUUUGGAUUCAUUGUAUUGUUUACUACUUGUGAUCAUGUAGUUGUGCCUUAUUUGUGAGAGAGUUUAGCUCAGUAAAUACUGUGGUUUCUAAACUCAGUGAGUGGAAGGUUAUUGAUUAUAAAUGUAACUGAUAAAUUAUAUAACAUUUGAAUCUGUAUAAAGAACAAUGGAAGAAUCCUUUAUUGAAUUGUUGCUUUUUAAAAAAUAUGCUAAAGAUAU